GGGUACACCGAGUAGGCAGAAGAGUUAACGCCGAGAGGAGGGGGCUGGAAGACCGAGACGCCUCCAGCCUGAAGGGGCCGGCGGUUUGGCCACAGCACCCCGUACUAGCUAGCCUGUACCUUCGCGGCUAAGUGAAUGGGAUGGAGCCGGGAGCGGCUGGCGCUGUGCCCUUGGGGGUCUUCCCCCCACCCCUGCAGCAGGUGUUUCAUGCCCCUCGGCGGCCAGGCAUGGGCACCGUGGGCAAGCCCAUCAAGCUGCUGGCCAACUACUUUGAAGUGGAAAUCCCAAAGAUGGACGUCUAUCACUAUGAGGUGGACAUUAAGCCUGACAAGUGCCCACGGCGAGUCAACAGAGAGGUGGUGGAGUACAUGGUGCAACAUUUCAAGCCGCAGCUCUUUGGUGACAGGAAACCAGUAUAUGAUGGCAAGAAGAAUAUUUACACCGUCCUAGCACUUCCUAUUGGGAGUGAGAAGGUGGAUUUUGAGGUAACCAUCCCCGGUGAGGGUAAAGAUCGAAUCUUUAAGGUUUCCAUCCGCUGGCUGGCCAAAGUAUCAUGGCGGCUGCUGCAGGAAACUCUUGUAAGCGGCCGGCUACAAGUCCCCCUUGACUCAGUUCAAGCCUUGGAUGUGGCCAUGCGUCAUUUGGCCUCUAUGAGGUACACUCCAGUGGGUCGUUCUUUCUUCUCCCCACCUGAAGGAUACUACCACCCACUUGGCGGGGGGAGGGAGGUCUGGUUUGGCUUCCAUCAGUCAGUGCGUCCCGCCAUGUGGAAGAUGAUGCUUAACAUUGACGUGUCUGCCACGGCCUUCUACAAAGCCCAGCCUGUGAUCGAGUUCAUGUGUGAGGUUUUGGACAUUCGCAACAUUGAUGAGCAGCCAAAGACUCUCACAGACUCUCAGAGGGUUCGCUUCACAAAGGAAAUUAAAGGCCUGAAGGUCGAGGUGACACACUGUGGACAGAUGAAGAGAAAGUAUCGUGUAUGCAAUGUCACCAGACGUCCUGCCAGCCACCAAACGUUUCCGCUUCAGCUUGAGAGCGGCCAAACGGUAGAAUGUACAGUGGCCCAGUACUUCAAGCAGAAGUACAACCUGCAGCUUAAAUACCCCCACCUACCUUGUUUACAAGUUGGGCAGGAGCAAAAGCACACCUACCUUCCCUUGGAGGUGUGUAACAUUGUAGCUGGUCAACGGUGCAUCAAGAAGCUGACAGAUAAUCAGACUUCCACUAUGAUUAAAGCCACGGCUCGCUCUGCACCCGACAGACAGGAGGAGAUCAGCAGGCUGAUGAAGAAUGCAAACUUCAACCUGGACCCGUACAUUCAAGAGUUUGGGAUCAAGGUGAAGGACGAUAUGGCUGAAGUGACUGGCAGGGUGCUGCCAGCUCCUAUUCUGCAGUAUGGAGGACGGGUAAAUGCAGCUCAUCUAUCAGUACCACUGCAACAGUUAAAUGACAUGUUUUUCCCCAAUCACAAUAAACUAAACCUUGGUUGGGUUGCACGAUUUUUUUCUUCUAUGCAGAACCGUGCCAUCGCUACACCCAACCAGGGUGUGUGGGACAUGAGGGGGAAGCAGUUUUAUAAUGGCAUUGAGAUCAAAGUCUGGGCAAUCGCCUGCUUUGCCCCACAGAAACAGUGCAGGGAGGAGGUGCUCAAGAACUUCACAGACCAGCUGCGUAAAAUCUCCAAGGAUGCUGGAAUGCCGAUUCAAGGCCAGCCGUGCUUCUGUAAAUACGCCCAGGGAGCCGACAGCGUGGAGCCAAUGUUCAGACACCUGAAAAACACCUACUCUGGUCUUCAGCUCAUCAUUGUCAUCCUGCCUGGAAAAACUCCUGUCUAUGCGGAGGUGAAACGUGUUGGAGACACCCUCCUUGGUAUGGCCACCCAGUGUGUCCAGGUUAAAAAUGUUGUAAAAACAUCACCGCAGACGCUAUCUAACCUCUGCCUAAAGAUCAACGUGAAACUUGGAGGAAUAAACAACAUCCUGGUCCCUCACCAACGGUCAGCUGUGUUUCAGCAGCCGGUUAUCUUCCUGGGAGCAGAUGUCACGCACCCUCCAGCUGGAGAUGGCAAGAAGCCCUCCAUUACUGCUGUGGUAGGCAGUAUGGACGCCCAUCCCAGCAGAUACUGUGCCACUGUGCGUGUCCAGAGACCCAGGCAGGAAAUCAUUGAAGAUCUGUCUUACAUGGUGCGAGAGCUGCUCAUCCAGUUCUACAAGUCGACCCGCUUCAAGCCCACCAGGAUUAUUUUCUACAGGGACGGGGUUCCUGAGGGACAGUUGCCACAGAUUCUUCACUAUGAGCUUCUGGCCAUCAGAGACGCGUGCAUAAAGCUGGAGAAGGAUUACCAGCCUGGCAUCACUUACAUUGUGGUGCAGAAACGCCACCACACACGCCUCUUCUGUGCUGACAAAUCUGAAAGGAUUGGGAAGAGUGGAAAUAUACCUGCAGGGACUACAGUGGACACCAGCAUCACUCACCCCUUUGAGUUUGACUUUUACCUGUGCAGCCAUGCAGGCAUACAGGGCACCAGCCGGCCGUCUCAUUACUAUGUCUUAUGGGACGACAAUCGUUUCACGGCAGAUGAGUUGCAGAUUCUGACCUACCAGUUGUGCCACACGUACGUCCGAUGUACCCGCUCAGUCUCCAUCCCUGCGCCGGCCUACUAUGCUCGGCUUGUGGCCUUCCGUGCCCGCUACCAUCUGGUGGACAAAGAACAUGACAGUGGAGAGGGCAGCCAUGUAUCUGGUCAGAGUAAUGGCCGGGACCCCCAGGCACUGGCUAAAGCUGUUCAGAUUCACCACGACACACUGAGGACCAUGUACUUCGCCUGAGCUGCACCAGCCAUCUUCACCGUCGUUCCUUUUCCUCAUUUCUACCAGAGCGGGCAGAAAACCCACUCCCACCUCAUCCCCAUCCCUUACUCCCAACAAUUACCCACUACACACACUCCACAGAGCUGCCAGCCAGUCUGCUUCUAUCCAAAAAAAAAAAAACACAACCCCCUCCUGUAAACACAGGCUGACACUGCAGCCUCAUGCACUCAAACGGUUUUGAAUAUUAUUGUUAUUUUGUUGUUUUUACUUUAUCAGGAUGGUUUUAGGACUCUUUUAUGUUGGAUUUUUAAAAAGUGAAUAUUAUGUAAUUGUAUUUUAUGCUACCUUCCCACUCCUGUUCAUGUAAGUAUGCAAUAGGGACAGGAGAAAAAAUAGGCGCUAGAUAGGAGAAGGGAAAUAUCGUAAACAUUUUUUUGUCUUUUGUUUUUAACUGCCGCCAGAACGCUGCCUCUACCCAUCCUAAAACCAGAUGCCAGUGUUCCAAUCCCCUUAUAUUGGGGAUCCUCCAUUUGGGCGGUACUGAACACGCACACUUACAUGUAUCAUUUCUAAUUACUACAUGACUUACAUUCUUGUUUUCUUUUUAUGAUGGUAUAUUUUGUUGUUUUUUAUGUUAAGCAGCCUUGACGAGUCUGAGAUAUGGUACAUUAGCACUUAGUGUUAGCCUGUAGGUGCCACCAUGCCUGCACAUAAAGAGUUUUAGUCAUUUGCUAGUCCUCCGCUAUUGGGAUUAGCAGCGACAGAAGGAGCAGUAUAGAUGCAGGAGAGAUGUGCUGUUGCACUCUUAGUCCUGAUUGGCCAGUCCCUUAGAGAUUUAGCCUAUAGACGCCAGCCUAGUAUAACACUAGAGGGACCAUUUGCAUAGAGUGUAUCAGAUAUACUUGCACCCCAUGCACCUAAACCAGCAUUAUUAACCAGCCAAAAGUGAUGCCAACCAAUGAAAAAGGGGCACUUAAACAGGAAGAUAAUCUAUUAUUUCUGUAUCCAUUGCUCUUUUAGGAUUUAUGAGGCACUUUUUUUGUUUAUGUUCUAACUAACUUUACAAAAGGAUGAGCUUGAAUACUCGAAUGGCCCACUUUAAACUCCCACACUUCCAUUGUUUUCAGAACAAAGGCAACAUGCAAAGUUAACACACUAUCUUGGACAUUUGAAAGCAAGAGAGCAAAUGGAUCAGCCGUGUUUCAGAGCUGAACAUGCUUUCAGCUCUGAUCGUUCUGCACAUAAUCAUUCCUACUAGUAUUGUUUGCAGUGACGCCACAGUGCAUUCUAACUCUCUGACUCUCAGCAUUCUUAUCAUACCUUACACUCCUAUCUUCCAUACGUCCUGCUCUUCCAUCUGCAGGCAUUAACAUAUCAGCCUGGAAAACAAAAAGCACACCCAUCAGGCUCCUGGUCUCUGUCUUGGCCUGUAGAGAAAAACGAAGCCGAAUGCACUUGUCUCGUGUCCCAUUCAGGCCAAACUAUCACUCAUCAGCAUUUUUUGUCACUACUGUUUUUCCACAUUAUAGACCUUCAGCGUCCUCUGCCCUAAUCCCCUAGUCUGUGUUUGCCAAAUUUCUAUUGGUGCUCUGUGUGCAUGGGCGGCACAGAUAGGGAAUUGCUCAUUGGACAGGGUGGGCCCCUAUUACUACUACUUUAUAUGCCCUGCCUUUACAUCAUGUAACUCUCUGGAUAUAUGGGAAAAAUGCAUGUAUCUUUUUAUUUUUGACUGGAUAUUCUGAGCCACCUUACUAUGGUUUUCUUAGAGGUAGGAGCCUUGGGCUCACCACUGCCUGUCAAUUAUUUUGCCUCAAUUGUGUAAUGGUUAUAGACUAUUUUUUUGUCAUGAAUAUUGUGACUAUUGUCAAAGGUUCCUCAAGAGGGCACUGUGGAGAAGGUCUCGCAAUUCCUCUUCUGUUGUCCUUAAAACGCCUCAAAUCUUGUCUGAUGGUCAGAGGCCCCUAAUGUCGAAAGGGAAUCCGGGAAAAGAGAUCAGACAAGUUUGAUUUCAAAAUCAUAUUUAUGGACUUGCCUAAU
Molecule: messenger RNA, 4847 nt
Organism: Cyprinodon variegatus (sheepshead minnow)
Lineage: Eukaryota; Metazoa; Chordata; Actinopteri; Cyprinodontiformes; Cyprinodontidae
Gene: ago1
Product: protein argonaute-1
Exons: 18
Coding region: 141-2828 (895 amino acids)
Molecular function (GO): protein binding; RNA binding
Source: RefSeq, a predicted model, not a curated record